CGCUCACGCCGCCGCGGUCUCAUAUACUCCACCAUCUUCCUCUGCGUAGGCAUCAGCGUCGGCUCCCUCUUCCGCUUUUCGAUCGCUCCUCCGCCACUCCCUACCCCAGGUUCCCCCGAAGACGCCUACGUGAUCUCUGAAAUCCACACCCAAGCCUCUCGCCUCCCUCUUGUCCAAACCCUCUCCUCCGACCGCGCCUGGACCUCCUGGGACGCCUACACCGAGCCCCUCAACAGCCGGGGCGGCGCCGCACCACGCGUCACUUUGGGCGCUAUGUCAGGGAGUCGCGGGCUGCCCUACCAACGCGUGUUCCACAACGCCUCCACGGGCGAGAUUAUAUCCGUCGUCUAUUUUGGGGGUGGACUAGCAGGCUGGCCCGGCGUGGUGCAUGGUGGUGCGUUAGCAACGGUGUUAGAUGAGAGUUUAGGGCGGUGUGCCAUCAAGCGGUUUCCUGCGCGGACGGGGGUUACGGCGCGGCUGGAGUUGACGUACAAGAGGCCGACGACGACGAAUGUGUUUUACGUUGUCAAGGUACGGCCUGAUGGCAGUCGGAAGAGUGAUCGGAAGAUGUGGGUUGAGGGACAUGUCGAGACGGCGACAGGGAAGGUGUGCAUUGAGGCUAAGGCACUGUUUGUUGUGCCCAAGGGGAUUACGCUGAUGCCAAUGAGUGAGGGGUUCUAA
Messenger RNA from Pseudomassariella vexata, 681 nucleotides. RefSeq names its product HotDog domain-containing protein. The record is from RefSeq and is a predicted model, not a curated record. The annotation marks the transcript as partial. Lineage: Eukaryota; Fungi; Ascomycota; Sordariomycetes; Amphisphaeriales; Pseudomassariaceae. The transcript is spliced from 2 exons.